Messenger RNA from Cajanus cajan (pigeon pea), 717 nucleotides. NCBI's taxonomy places the organism in Eukaryota, Viridiplantae, Streptophyta, Magnoliopsida, Fabales, Fabaceae. The record is from RefSeq and is a predicted model, not a curated record.
GAUUACGGAAACAUCGUUUCCCUUUGGUUUGGGUCCCGUCUCGCUGUAGUUAUUUCCUCACCCUCCGCAUUCCAAGAAUGCUUCACCAAACACGACAUUGCCUUGGCCAACCGGCUACCUUCCCUCUCGGGAAAAUACAUCUUCUACGGCAACACCACCGUAGGGUCCUGUUCCCACGGCGAGCACUGGCGCAACCUUCGCCGCAUCACUUCCCUCGAUGUUCUCUCAACGCAGCGUGUUCACUCAUUCUCCGGAAUUCGUAGCGAUGAGACUAAGCGGUUGAUACAGAGGUUGGCCAGGAACUCGCGCGUGGAGUUUGCGCACGUGGAGAUGACUUCCAUGUUCCAUGACUUGACGUACAACAACAUCAUGAGGAUGAUAUCGGGGAAGAGGUUUUACGGAGAAGAGAGUGAUAUAAAGGAUGUGAAGGAAGCCAAGGAGUUCAGAGAGACGGUUGCAAAGAUGCUUGAACUCAUGGGCUUGUCUAACAAAGCAGAUUACUUGCCUUUCCUCAGAUGGUUUGACUUUCAGAGUGUGGAGAAGCGCUUGAAGAAUAUUAGUAAUAGGUAUGAUGCAAUCUUGAAUAAGAUCAUUCAUGAGAACCGUAGCAAGAAGCAAAGAGAGAACUCCAUGAUUGACCAUCUCCUCAAAUUGCAAGAGACGCAGCCCGAGUAUUAUACCGACCAAAUCAUCAAAGGCCUUGCUUUGGUAUCACCU